UAAUUUUCUAUUUUCAGCUCUACCUCUUUUUUAGGCAAGUUACUUAAAUAACCCUGUCUAUAGUAGCUGCUUUACAAUUGCUAUAGUGUACUUCAUACACUCAAUUUUUUCCCCCCACUUUCUCUUCUCCUCUACGUUUUUUCCCUCACUUCCUCCAUUACUCCAUUUUCUCACUAUCUUCUCUUUCCCAUUAUCUGCGAAAAUCACUCAGCACAAACCUCUGUUUUUGUUAUUAAAUCAUUAUCAAUGGCUCAUACACGUUCUUCAAAACCGAUUCCUAAAAAAGCUCUGAAUAUGAAACCGAAGAAAGCGGUUUCUAAGAAGAAGAAGGGCGAAUCAAGCAAUGUGAAGGAUAAAGUUCAACAAGAAUCUGUCUCUGGUGAAGGAGUAAUCCGACAAUCUCCUCCUUCUCUCAAAAAGAGACAUGCAACCGAAAUUACUAAGCCAAAGAAGAAGCAAAAAGUGAUUUCAAUCUCUGAACCAAAACGGCGAAGUCCUAAGCUGUGGCAGUUAAAGCUCUUACGUGAAGAUCGACUUCAUUCGAAAAUCGAUACUUGUAUGUCCUACGAUACUAUUUCUGAAAUACAAUCAACUUUGAGUCCUUUUGAGUUAGAGUUGUUUAGGAAGUCUUGUUUCGGUUAUUUUCUCGAUAUUCCUAAGAUUAUGGUUCAAAACCAGAUUAUUCAUUGUUUGUUGUUGAGGGAAGUCGAGCAAUAUAACAAGUCUGAGAUGUGGUUUGAGGUCGGGGGUCAUAGGCUGAAAUUCGGUAUUGAGGAGUUUGCCUUAGUGUCGGGUUUAAAAUGUCACGGGAAUGUCAGUAAAUAUGGUUACCCGACGGUGUCUAAUGGAAUUUUGGACAAGUAUUUUGGCGGUUCGCAGUCUAUUUCUAAGCAAACUCUUCGAGAUAUUUUUAGGUCUAAGCGUUGGGAUUGUCCGGAAGAUGGUUUCAAGCUUGCUUUUAUGCAUUUUUUGCAUAACUUUUUGUUAGCUUCCCCUAAAACUGCUCGUAUUCCUCUAAAAGAUUUUGAUGUUGUUGAUUCCGAUGACUUGAAUGACUACCCGUGGGGUGUUGAUGUUUUUAAAUAUACUUUUGAUUCUUUGUCCACUAAGGCUGUUUUUGGUUCGGGUAGUCUUAGGGAAUCUGAACACAUCUACAAAUACUGUCUUCAAGGUUGCCCUCUUGUGUUUCUUUGUUGGUUUUAUGAAUGUUGUCCGAAGGUGCAAAAUUCCUUUGUUCAGUUGGUCAAUGAAGCUGCCAUUCCUCGCAUUUUGAAGUGGCAAGCUUUCUUUUUUCCUUUUUACAUCCCAGUUGAUAGAGAUCUUUUUGAUGAAGUUUAUUCUGAGAAGGUGAAUCUGCGGUCCAUUGUUCCAACAUCUGCUGAAUGGAAAACCCUUCCUUUAGGUGACUUUUUCAAAAGUUUCAAAGGGAAGGGGAAGUCUAGUGAUGGUUCUGGAUCUAGCAAAGAGGUUGGUGCUAAAGAUGGCUAUUGUCCGGCAUUACUUGUUACAGAUGAUUUGGAUGAAAGGAAUAAAUCUUAUGAUUUAGGCGCUAUAGAAGAGAAGUUCCAACUCAUUUUUACUGGUCAGAAGAAAAUCCAGUCUGAAAUUUCUGAGUUUAAACGCCUUAUUAGUAGUCAAGUUUCCGAAGUGUUAAGCGUUGUGAAACGGUUGUGUUUAAAGAUUAAUUUAGAUGUUGCUUCUGAAAAGGUUGAUGGUUUGUCCACUUCGAAGAAAGAUGCUACCUCCUCUCGUGACGAUAACGGUAGUGAUAGUGAUGAGACGUACGUUGCUGGUAAAAAGCCUGUCUCUAAAGAUCCUACCGACUUAGCUAAGUCUUCUUCUGACGAUUCUGAGCCUAUUUUGAAGGUUGUCAGCAAAAACCAGCAACAAUCUUCGAGCAUGCAUAUUUCUGGGUCUGUAAAAGAACAAAAAAUAGAUUUUGCUGCUGAGGAUAAUCCUAAAAAAGAUAGCUUUAAUGCUAGCUUUAUUGGAGUUGAGCAAGGCGUUAAGGAUUCUGUCAGCCGAUCAAAUUUUACACCGGAGAAAGAAUAUGCUAACAAGUUUGUGUCUGUAAAUGCAAAUACUGAGGAUAAGCGCUCCGAUGAUAUGCCAUUGAGCGAAAAAGCUGCAAAUGAAUAUGCGGCUGAUGAGAAGGCUGCUAAUGAAGUUUCAGUUGACGUUGAUUGCGAUGGUUCUUCAUCGGACGCCACAAUUUCAGACAAGGCUGGUGAAUUUUCAAGUGCCUAUAUUGAGAAUACUGCAACUUAUGGUAUCGCGGAUUCCGUAAAUGCAAACAUUGAGGAUAAGCGCUCCGAUGACAAGACAUUGAAUGAAAAAACUGCAAAUGAAGAUGCCGCUGAUGUGAAGGCUGCUAAUGAAGGGGCUAUCGAUGGGGAUGGCGAUGGUUUUUUUUUGGAGGCCACGAUUUCGGAGAAGAUUGAUCGUAAAGUUGAUGACAUUGAAACUGCCAAUAUUGAGAAUGCUGCAACUGAUGGUGUUGCUGAUUGUGCAAAUUUUGUUUUUCCUACGGAUGUUGGGACAUCUACUGGCAUCGAUAUGCUCGCUAAUAUUGUUACACAAAAAAAAUUGAAUUCUGUUGUUGGAGCUUCUGUUUCUAAUGAGGUUCCUGUCCGACCUCUAUCUAUAAUUGAUUCCCCAACUUGGAAUAUAUCUGCUGAGGUUUUUGAUCAAACGCUUGAAAAUGCGAUGGCUUCUUUGGCUGAAAGGCAGUCACAGGUUUCUUAUGCAGAUUUUAAUUUUGGUUGUAUUGUACCGAAGGACAGUGUCGGUAGUGUUUGUAUUUGUCCUUUUGAUGAAAAUAGUAAUAUGUUUUCUCAUGUGAGUAAACACAAGGCUUUCUUGAAAUGGAUUGAAGAAGGACAUGUUAAGAGUUUCAAGAAGAAAAUUUACGACGAAGCGCAUGUUUCAUUGAGUCCUCGCCUUCGUCUUGGUGUCGCUGAAAUUGAAAAGAAAAUUUGGUUUUAUAAUCUUUAUAAGCCUGGUCAGCCAAUUGACAGCAGUCAUGUUGAUAUACUGUUUUACUACCUAAGGAAAAAGGUGAAAUUAGGACAUGCUGUGAGCACUAGAAUCACAACCACAGAUAAUCGGUUCGAUCAACUAAUUCAAGAGGUUUAUAAUCAAUAUCUGAAAAAGAGAGACAAGAAUGUUGUAUCUUCUAAGAGCUCAGUUGCCAAACACAUUAUGGGUGGUUCCAUGAGAUGUAAUACAAAAUGGUCUGAAGUCGAUGAUGUUUUGUUUCCAAUCAAUUGUGGGAAACAGUGGCACUGGAUUCUUGCUCGUCUGAAUAUCAAGCAACGCUGUAUUUAUGUCUAUAAUUCGUUGAGAUCAGCUCGACAUGAGAGAGCGCUUCUUUUUUAUGUUGAUUGCUACAGCGAGCUGCUUCCCUUGUUUUUUGAAGCGAUUGAUCUGUUUUCCUCUCGCGAUGAUAUAGACAUUAACAGCGGUCCGUAUGCAGGACUGACAUCAGCCAAUCCGAUUCGAAUCGAGCAUGUGCCCGAUCUUCCCGUUCAAACAGACCUUUACAGAAAAGAAAAAUGGAAAGUUGAUUUCUUGGAAUUCAAUAUUGUGUACCCUGCCAAAGGAAAUUUGCCCAACAAUAUAUCCGCACUUAAAUCUCUUCUUUUGAAGCAAACGAUCCAGAAAUGUGCAAAAACAAUCCCAAACAGGACAACAGAGGAGUUGACCGGAGAUCGAUUUGAUUGUGGAGUUCAUAUGUUCUGUGCUGCCGAGGCUUUUGUGGCUGGCAAAGUUUUGGGUGGCGAUUUUAAUAUUAAAGAACAACGGACUCGGCUUGCUUCCUCGUUUUACACAUAUGCAAUGUGGAAAGACGAAUAUUCUGCCAUAAGUGAAGACGAAGCUCCUCCAAAAAUGAAUAGGAAUGAUUAG
Mercurialis annua (annual mercury) is the source of this 3906-nucleotide messenger RNA. RefSeq lists its product as uncharacterized. Bases 247 to 3906 code for a protein of 1219 amino acids. Lineage: Eukaryota; Viridiplantae; Streptophyta; Magnoliopsida; Malpighiales; Euphorbiaceae. Gene Ontology annotation, molecular function: cysteine-type peptidase activity. Gene Ontology annotation, biological process: proteolysis. The record is from RefSeq and is a predicted model, not a curated record. The transcript has 14 exons.